AUGGCGGCACAGGUGGAGUCCGGCAUCGCGACUGCAUUGGUCACCAGGCGCUCCAGCUCCACCACAGCCCGCCAGGGUAUCGGCAGGCUAAUCCUCUUGGAGAGAAGGCAUGGGCAGGCAGAGGCAGCUCUUGCCUACCCGCUAGCCACUACUCGCUAUUCGGCAACCACAACCCAGAGGUCAGCGAGGCACCUGCCCAACUGCCCACCUCAAGGCGGAGCGAGGUCUGCCCAACAGGCGGCAAAAGACGCCCCAUCAAGGACACCCACCAUCAUCCACCAUCACCCACCAUCACCCACAUCCAGGUCUAGUGGUCAGCGUUUCCUGCGUCGUUUUCUCUCGUUCCCUCCUCUCCCGGUGAACGGCGCUCAAGCUCAACCCGCCGCUAGGCAUUGGGGACAAAGGCACAACCCCUCUCACAAUGACAAUCCCUUUAUGAAUUUGAGUCCGUCCGUCGAUACCCGUCUGCCGCCUGCCGCCUGCCGCUUGCCUACUCUGGGGUAUGGCGCCAUGCGAGCCGAGUGCGGUGGAAGUAUAUUUGCUUUUGGGUGCUUCCUCGGAUACUUGCCGUCGUCGCUGCAGAACUUUAUUUGA
Messenger RNA from Verticillium dahliae VdLs.17, 594 nucleotides. RefSeq lists its product as uncharacterized. Bases 1 to 594 code for a protein of 197 amino acids. NCBI's taxonomy places the organism in Eukaryota, Fungi, Ascomycota, Sordariomycetes, Glomerellales, Plectosphaerellaceae. The record is from RefSeq and is a predicted model, not a curated record. The transcript is spliced from 2 exons.